UCUAGAAUCAGGGUGAGAUGAAUUACAGUAGUACUCUUAAAAUUGCAGUUUUGUUUAGAGCCCAGCAUAGAAGUAGAAAAUUUGUUCAUUCAGUACAGAGAUUCUUUUUUGUUACAAUGGCUGGAUUUGAAAAUGAAAUGGGAAGAUUGCUGUCUGGAACAGCUAUUUCUAAGGAAAUUUUGAAAAAUCUCAAUGAUGAAGUCCAAGAUAUGUCUAACAAGCUUGCUGGUUUUAAGCCCGGUCUUGCUAUUGUGCAAGUUGGUGGUCGGGAAGAUUCAAAUGUAUACAUAAGAAUGAAAUUGAAAGCUGCUCUUGAAAUUGGAAUUAAUGCUGAGCAUAUUAAAUUACCAAAUACUACUACACAAAUUGAACUGCUGAGCGCUGUGCGAAAAUUGAAUAAUGAUCCUCAUGUGCAUGGUGUAAUAGUUCAGAUGCCCCUGGAUUCUAUUCAUAAAAUAAAUUCUCACCUAAUUACUGAUGCAGUUUCUCCAGAAAAAGAUGUAGAUGGGCUGAAUACAAUUAAUGAAGGGAAAGUUGCGAUUGGUGACCUGAGUGGUUUUAUGCCUUGUACACCUAACGGUGUGAUGGAGUUAAUUAGAAGAAGUGGCAUAAAUAUUGUUGGAGCAAAUGCUGUAGUUUUGGGUAGAAGUAAAAUUGUUGGCACUCCUGCAGCUGAAUUGUUGAAAUGGGCAAAUGCUACAGUAACUGUUUGUCAUUCUAAGACAAAAAAUAUUGAAGAAAUAGUGGCUAGAGCUGAUAUUGUAGUAGUUGGUAUUGGAGUCCCAUUGUUUGUGAAAGGUUCAUGGAUUAAGAAAGGAGCUGUAGUAAUUGAUUGUGGAAUUAAUUCCAUACCAGAUUCAACAAAAAAAUCAGGUCAGCGUUUAGUAGGAGAUGUUGAUUUUGAUGAAGCUAAAAAUAAUGCAUCCUUUAUAACUCCAGUUCCUGGUGGAGUUGGGCCUAUGACUGUUGCUAUGCUAAUGAAAAAUACUGUUAUUUCAGCAAAAAAAACACUGCGUAAAUUAUUAUCAACAUCUUGGGACAUUGUUCCCUUACCUUUAACCAUUAAAACUCCUGUUCCAAGUGACAUUGAAAUUGCUCAUUCUCAGACACCUAAAGAUAUUAAUGAUUUGGCCUCUGAAAUAGGUUUACUUCCGGGAGAAGUUAUUCCUUAUGGCAAUACAAAAGCAAAAAUUUCAUUAUCAGUUAUGGGACGCCUUAGUAGUCAUCAAAAUGGCAAUUAUGUUGUCGUCGCUGGAAUUACCCCGACACCGUUAGGAGAAGGUAAAAGCACUACAACAUUAGGAUUAGUUCAAGCCCUUGUCAGCCAAAAGGAAAGGAAUGCUAUUGCUUGUGUGAGGCAGCCUUCACAGGGUCCUACAUUUGGAAUAAAAGGAGGUGCAGCUGGUGGUGGUUAUUCUCAAGUAAUUCCAAUGGAAGAGUUUAAUUUGCACCUAACUGGAGAUAUUCAUGCUGUAACAGCAGCAAACAAUUUGUUGGCAGCUCAAAUAGAAGCUAGAAUAUUUCAUGAAGCUACACAGAAAGAUAAAAGUUUAUUCAAUCAUUUGGUACCAUUGGUUAAAAAUAAAAGAGCCUUUUCCAAAUGUCAAGUUAGGCGAUUACAAAAGCUUGGCAUUGAAAACAGAGAUCCUGAUUCUUUUACUGAUGAGGAAAUUAAGCAAUUCGUUAGGCUUGAUAUUGAUCCUUCCACUAUAUCUUGGAAUAGAGUGAUUGAUACAAAUGAUAGAUUUUUAAGGAAAAUAACCAUUGGUCAAUCUCCUACUGAAAAAGGUUUUACUCGUGAAACUUCAUUCAGCAUAUCUGUGGCUAGUGAAAUUAUGGCGAUUCUUGCUAUCGCAAGUGACCUCAAAGACUUGAAAGAUAGGCUGGCACGUAUAGUUGUAGGAUUGAAUAAAAAUGGUGAACCUGUAACUGCUGAUGAUUUGGGUGCUACUGGGGCAAUGGCUGUGUUACUUAAAGAUGCAAUUCAACCAACAUUGAUGCAAAGCCUUGAAGGUACUCCUGUUUUAGUACAUGCUGGUCCUUUUGCAAAUAUAGCUCAUGGAUGUUCAUCUAUCAUUGCUGAUAAAAUAGCGAUGAAUCUUAUUGGGCCAGAAGGAUUCGUUAUUACUGAAGCUGGUUUUGGUUCUGAUAUUGGUAUGGAAAAAUUCUUUGAUAUAAAAUGCCGUAGCUCACAGAUGAUACCAAAUGCUGUAGUUCUUGUGACAACAAUCAGAGCUUUAAAAAUGCAUGGAGGUGGUCCACCUGUAGUAUCAGGCCUUCCUUUAAAAAAGGAAUAUGUUGAGGAAAAUUUGGAUCUUGUGAAAAAAGGCAUUCCUAAUUUGCUCAAACAUAUCAGCAAUGGUCUUAAGUUUGGUAUUCCAGUUGUUGUGGCCAUCAACUAUUUUGCCUCUGAUACAGCUGCUGAAUGUGAGCUUAUUCGUAGUGCAAGUAUUGAAGCUGGUGCGGUGGAUGCAGUAAUUUGUAAACAUUGGGCCGAAGGUGGUAAAGGGGCAUUAAAUUUAGCUAAUGCAGUUAUUACUGCCUGUCAAAAAUCAUCAUCAUUCAGGUAUAUUUAUGAUUUAGAAGAGAGUAUACUGAAGAAAAUAGAAAAAGUUGCAAUUGAAAUGUAUGGUGCUGCAACUGUUUCCAUGUCUGAGCUUGUGAAAAAUAAAGUGGAAAGCUUACAAAAACAGGGUUUUGGUAAUUUACCUGUUUGUAUGUCCAAAACUGCUUUGUCACUAAGUGGUGACCCCCUUUUAAAGGGUGUUCCUGAAGGUUUUGAUCUUCCAGUGACAGAUGUUUAUUUGUCUGCUGGAGCUGGAUUUGUUGUAGUGAUGAUUGGUGAAAUUUCAAAAAUGCCAGGAUUACCAACCAGGCCAGCGAUAUAUGACAUUGACUUGGAUCCCAACACCGGAGUUAUUGAAGGAUUGUUUUGAACAAUAAAGUUAAUGUAUAAGUUUAAUAAAACUGUUUGAAUUUAAGUGAUUAAAUUUAUAUUCUAAAACAAUGUUAAGAGUAUAUAUAUUUAAAUUUGUAGGCAUCUGAUGUCUUUUCAAUAUUGUUAUUUUUGUAAAUAAAUAUUUUGUUUAUU
Molecule: messenger RNA, 3091 nt
Organism: Nezara viridula (southern green stink bug)
Lineage: Eukaryota; Metazoa; Arthropoda; Insecta; Hemiptera; Pentatomidae
Source: the annotation of a GenBank genome assembly